AUGUCGGACCAACACCGCGAUGUUUCCCAAUACAAAUACUCGGCCAUGUCCAACCUGGUUCUCCAGGCGGACCGUCGUUUCGUUUCGCGACGAAACGAUGAGGCCACUGGCGACCCCGAGUCUCUCGCCGGCAAGCUGAGUAUUCGCGACAUGGGAGCACGCGUGGCACGCGACACGGCGCCGAAACAGAAGAAGCCGACUGGCCUCCCCGAAGUCGAACGUGGAAGAUUACAAGAGGGCGAGGACGUGCUCCUGCGCGAGCAGCGCAAGAAGAAGAACGAGGCGGCGCAAGCGAGGGGCGCUGGUGUUCUGGGAACAGGAGACCUGCUCGUCGAAGGCAUCACCUACCGCCCACGGACGACAGCGACUCGGGCAACCUACGAAUUGAUCUUGAAGAUCGUUUCCGACAACCUCGGUGACGUGCCUCAGUCGACAGUGCUCAGUGCCGCCGACGUCGUGCUGGAGUACCUCAAGGACGACGAUCUCAAGGAUACCGAGAGGAAGAACGAGAUCGACGACAUACUGGGUGUUUCCAUGAGUGCGAAGGAAUUCAACGAGCUCAUGAACUUGGGAAAGAAAAUCACCGACUACGACGCGCAAGACGACGAAGACAUGGAUGCCAACGCGGCCGACGAUGCUGAUGGUGCCGAAUUGGACGAACGACAGGGUGUCGCCGUUGUCUUCGAGGAUUCCGAGGAUGAAGAGGGCGGCAUCGUCAAUGAGGUGCGGGAGGAGUCUUCGGAAGAUGAGGCGGAUGACCAAGACGAGGAUCAGGCUGCCCAGGACGGUGCCGAUAAGGAGGGCAUGGACGACGAGGACGCCAUGAUCAUCGAUUCAGCACCGAAAAAGCAAGCGCAAGACGAAAAACAGACGAAGGCAGUCCCCGCGAGAGAUAUAGAUCCUUUCUGGCUCCAGAGACAAAUAGGAAAGCUCUACGCGGAUUCUCACGAACAACACGAUAAGGCGACGGAAGCUCUGCGCAUUCUGUCCGGCGAGCCUGACGAGCAGGGAGGCGAGGAGAAAUCGCUCCGAGAAAUCGAGAACGAUCUCAUGGAGCUAUUCGAUUACGAGCACCACGAGUUGGUCCAACUGCUCAUUGAAAACAGAGAAAAGGUCGUAUGGCUCACUCGCCACUCAAGAGCUGAGACGGACGAGGAAAGGGCUGUUGUGGAGCGCGAAAUGGCGUCCGAGGGCCUUCAAUGGAUUCUCAAUGAGAAGUUCGGCAAGAAGACGGACGAUCAGAAACGGAAGAUGGAGAUUAAGAUGGACAUCGACAACCCCGCGUCGCUGGCAGCCGCAGCCCCUGCUGAACCAGAGCGCCCUCAGGGCUUAGUUGGAGGACUUCAGCCGCGGAAGCUCAUAAACCUGGAGAACCUAGUGUUUGACCAGGGCAACCAUCUGAUGAGUAACCCCAAGGUCAGACUUCCUGAAGGAUCGACGAAGCGCACAUUCAAGGGCUACGAAGAAAUUCACGUCCCUGCGCCCAAGAAACGCAACGAACCCGGCGAAAACCUCAUCCCAAUUACUGAGAUGCCUGAGUGGUCUCGGGGGCCCUUCAGCACUGCCAAGUCCCUCAACAAGAUUCAAUCCAAGUGUUACCCCACGGCCUUUGGGGACGAUGGCAACAUGCUUAUCUGUGCUCCCACUGGUAGUGGAAAGACGAAUGUUGCCAUGCUUACCAUCCUCCGGGAGAUUGGCAAGAACCGCAACCCAGAGACCGGAGACAUCGAUCUGGAUGCCUUCAAGAUCGUGUACAUUGCCCCGUUGAAGGCGCUGGUCCAAGAACAGGUCGGAAACUUCGGCAAGCGUCUUGAACCUUACGGGAUCAAGGUUUCUGAAUUAACUGGUGAUCGACAGCUCACCAAGCAACAAAUCGCGGAGACCCAGAUCAUUGUCACUACUCCUGAGAAGUGGGACGUCAUCACAAGGAAGGCCACCGACCUCACGUACACGAACCUUGUCCGCCUUGUAAUCAUCGACGAAAUCCACUUGCUUCACGAUGACCGUGGCCCUGUUAUCGAGAGCAUCGUCAGCAGAACCAUCCGCAAGACAGAGCAAACGGGCGAGCCGGUCCGUCUGAUCGGCUUGUCCGCCACACUGCCCAACUACAAGGACGUCGCCAGUUUCCUCCGCGUAGACAUUAACACUGGCCUCUUCCACUUUGACGGCAGUUUCCGUCCCUGCCCUCUGCGCCAGGAAUUCAUCGGUGUUACAGACCGCAAGGCCAUUAAGCAACUGAAGACGAUGAACGAUGUCACAUACAACAAGGUCAUUGAGCAUGUCGGUCAAAAUAGGAACCAAAUGCUCAUCUUCGUUCACUCAAGAAAGGAAACUGCGAAGACUGCCCGCUACAUCAGAGACAAGGCCCUCGAGAUGGACACGAUCAACCAGAUCCUGCGCCAUGACGCGGGUAGUCGCGAGGUUCUCAACGAGGCAGCCAGUCAAGCCACCGAUCAGGAUCUGAAGGACAUUCUCCCCUAUGGUUUCGGCAUUCACCACGCUGGUAUGAACCGUAUCGAUCGUACCGAUGUGGAGGACCUGUUUGCUAGAGGUGCUAUUCAAGUUCUGGUAUGCACGGCAACUCUUGCCUGGGGUGUCAACUUGCCGGCCCAUACUGUCAUCAUCAAGGGUACCUCAGUCUACUCCCCGGAGAAGGGCAGCUGGGUCGAGCUUAGCCCGCAGGACGUCUUGCAGAUGCUUGGUCGUGCUGGUCGCCCACAAUUCGACACCUACGGCGAGGGCAUUAUCAUUACGACGCAGAACGAGAUACAGUACUACCUGUCGCUACUCAAUCAACAACUACCAAUUGAGAGUCAGUUCGUCAGUCGUCUAGUAGAUAACCUGAAUGCCGAGAUCGUUCUUGGAAACGUCAGAAGCAGAGACGAGGGUGUCGAGUGGCUUGGCUACACGUACCUCUUCGUCCGGAUGCUGCGGUCUCCUGGUCUAUACCAAGUUGGCGCGGAGUACGAAGAUGAUGAAGCUUUGGAACAAAAGCGUGUCGACCUUAUUCACUCCGCUGCAAUGGUGCUCAGGAAAUCAAACCUAGUCAAGUACGAUGAUAAGACCGGAAAGCUGCAGUCCACGGAGCUCGGCCGCAUCGCUUCGCACUACUACAUUACCCACGGCUCCAUGGAUACCUACAACAACCUCAUUCAGCCAUCCAUUACGACCAUCGAGCUGUUCCGGGUCUUCUCUCUCAGUGCAGAGUUCAAGUACAUCCCGGUCCGCCAGGACGAGAAGCUCGAAUUGGCCAAGCUGCUGGGCAGAGUUCCCAUCCCAGUCAAGGAGAGCAUCGAGGAGCCACACGCCAAGAUCAAUGUACUGUUGCAAGCCUACAUUUCCAGACUCAAGCUCGACGGCCUUGCCCUCAUGGCCGAUAUGGUUUAUGUCACCCAAUCCGCAGGCCGUAUCUUGCGUGCCAUCUUCGAAAUCACCAUGAAGAAGGGUUGGGCUUCUGUGGCGAAGACGGCAUUGGAUCUGUGUAAAAUGGCUGAGAAGAGGAUGUGGCCCACCAUGUCCCCUCUCCGCCAGUUUCCCAGUUGCCCGAGAGACAUCGUACAGAAGUCAGAGAGGAUCGAGGUGUCUUGGAGCAGCUAUUUCGAUCUCGACCCUCCGCGCAUGGGCGAGCUCCUCGGCAUGCCCAAAGCCGGCAGGACAGUUUGUGGUCUGGUAGCAAAGUUCCCUAGAGUCGAGGUUCAGGCUCAAGUUCAGCCCCUGACAAGGUCUAUGCUUCGAGUCGAGCUCGGCAUCACUCCCAACUUCGAGUGGGACGUUGAAGUUCACGGCCCCUCCGAGAGCUUCUGGAUUUUCGUCGAAGACUGCGACGGUGAAGACAUCCUCUUCAGCGACCAAUUUUUGCUCCGCAAGGAGUAUGCCGAGUCCGAGUCGAACGAACACAUCGUUGAUUUCACCGUUCCCAUCACUGAGCCUAUGCCCCCCAACUAUUUCAUUUCUGUCGUCUCGGACCGCUGGAUGCACUCCGAAACGAGGGUGCCAGUAUCCUUCCGCAAGCUGAUUCUUCCCGAGCGUUUCCCUCCGCACACGGAGCUUCUCGAGCUUCAGCCGCUCCCCGUCUCCGCCCUGAAGGUUAAAGAGUACACCAAGCUGUAUCCUAGCUGGGAUCACUUCAACCGCAUUCAGACACAAACAUUCAACUCUCUGUACAACACAGAUCAGAACGUCUUUGUUGGGGCUCCGACUGGCAGCGGCAAGACGGUGUGCGCUGAGUUUUCGCUUCUCCGCCACUGGUCCAAGCCUGAUGCCGGACGCGCUGUGUACAUCGCGCCCUUCCAAGAACUCGUCGAUCUGCGCCUGGAUGACUGGCAGAAGAGGCUCAGUGGUCUUCGUGGCGGCAAGACCAUUGAGAAGUUGACAGGCGAAACCACUACGGACCUGAAGAUCCUGGAACGAAGCGAUUUGGUCCUCGCUACUCCUAUUCAAUGGGAUGUGCUUUCUCGUCAAUGGAAACGCAGGAAGAACGUCUCUACCGUUGAGCUUUUCAUCGCCGACGAAAUCCAUCUGCUGGGUAACAACAUGGGCUAUGUCUACGAAAUUAUUGUUUCCAGGAUGCACUAUAUCAGGACACAGACGGAGCUACCGAUGAGAAUCAUUGCCUUGGGAGUAUCUCUCGCAAACGCCCGCGAUCUCGGAGAGUGGAUCGAUGCAAAGAAGCACGACAUCUACAACUUCAGCCCUCACGUCCGCCCCGUUCCCCUGGAGCUGCAUAUUCAGUCCUACACCAACCCUCACUUCCCGUCGCUCAUGCUUUCGAUGGCGAAGCCUACAUACUUAGCAAUUACCCAAAUGUCUGCCGACAAGCCGGCUAUUGUAUUUGUGCCCAGCCGAAAGCAAACACGAGCUACUACGCGCGACUUGCUGACCGCAGCGUUCAUGGACGACGACGAAGAUCGCUUCCUGCACGCUGAGCUCGACCAGCUGAAGCCUCUCCUAGAGCGCAUCAACGAAGACGCGUUGGCAGAAGCUCUCUCUCACGGUGUUGGUUACUACCACGAAGCCUUGAGCCAGAGCGACAAGCGCAUCGUCAAGCACUUGUAUGAGCACGGAGCUAUCCAGGUUUUGGUUGCUUCCCGGGACGUGUGCUGGGAACUGGACAGCACAGCUCACCUAGUUGUUGUGAUGGGUACUCAAUACUUCGAGGGACGCGAGCACCGCUACGUCGACUAUUCGCUGAGCGAGGUCCUGCAUAUGUUUGGCAAGGCUCUCCGGCCGUCUAAGGAUGGCAGAGGCCGCGGUGUUCUCAUGCUCCCGGCUGCGAAGAGAGACUUCUACAAGAAGUUUUUGAACGAGGCUCUUCCCGUCGAGUCGCACCUGCACAACUACCUUCACGAUGCCUUCGUGACGGAGAUCAGCACAAAGAUGAUCGAGUCUGGUGACGACGCCAUUAACUGGACAACAUUCACGUACUUCUACAGACGUCUUCUUGCCAACCCCAGCUUCUACAGUCUCACCAGCACAACGCAGGAUGGUCUCAGCGACUACAUGUCAGACCUCAUUCAGACAACCCUGCAGGAGCUGACUGAUUCGAAGAUCAUCGACCUUGACGAAGAUGAUGGCUCUGUGGCUCCUCAGAACGCGGCCAUGAUCGCGGCCUACUACAACAUCUCCUACAUCACCAUGCAGACCUUCCUCCUCUCACUUAGUGCGAAGACGAAGCUCAAGGGUGUCUUGGAAAUCAUCACCUCGGCUACCGAGUUUGAAGCAAUUCAGAUUAGGAGACACGAGGAGGGCAUUCUUCGCCGCAUUUACGACCGUAUUCCCGUCAAAAUGUCAGAUCCGGUCUACGACUCGGCACACUUCAAGGCCUUCGUUCUCCUCCAAGCACACUUCUCCAGAAUGCAGCUGCCGAUUGAUCUCGCUAAGGACCAAGAGGUUAUCAUCUCCAAGGUGCUCAGUCUCCUGAGCGCCACUGUUGACAUUCUCUCUUCCGACGGCCAUCUCAACGCCAUGAACGCCAUGGAGAUGUCCCAAAUGGUCGUCCAGGCCAUGUGGGACCGCGACAGCCCCUUGAAGCAGAUUCCUCACUUCACACCCGAGGUUGUCAAGGUGGCAAACGAGUUCGGCAUCAAGGACAUCUUCGACUUCAUGGAGGCCAUGAACCCCGAGGAGAACCCCGACUACGCUAAGUUGAUCAAACGUCUCGGGCUUAACCAGAACCAGCUGGCUCAAGCUGCAGCAUUUACCAACGACAAGUAUCCCGACAUUGAGCUUGAACACAGCAUUGUGGACGAGGAGGACAUCAGAGCCAAUGAGCCUGCUUACCUCAGUGUGCAUAUCCAACGCCAGAUCGACGAGGAAGACGAGUUCGACCCGACUGUGCACGCGCCGUUCUACCCGGCCAAGAAACUGGAGAACUGGUGGCUUGUUGUGGGUGAAGAGGGAACGAAGAAUCUGCUCGCAAUCAAGCGUGUCACAAUUGGCCGCGAGCUCAAGGUCAAAUUGGAGUUUACGGUUCCGACGGCUGGUAAGCAUAACCUGAAGCUGUUCCUAAUGAGCGACAGCUAUGUUGGAGUGGAUCAAGAACGCGAGUUCUCAGUCGAGGCCGCAGAAGGCAUGGACGUGGACGACAGUGAUGAGGAAGAGGACGACGAGUAG
Colletotrichum karsti is the source of this 6612-nucleotide messenger RNA. Its product is annotated as pre-mRNA splicing helicase. The transcript is spliced from 2 exons. Gene Ontology annotation, cellular component: nucleus. NCBI's taxonomy places the organism in Eukaryota, Fungi, Ascomycota, Sordariomycetes, Glomerellales, Glomerellaceae. Gene Ontology annotation, molecular function: ATP hydrolysis activity; ATP binding; nucleic acid binding. The record is from RefSeq and is a predicted model, not a curated record. The coding region runs from base 1 to 6612 and encodes 2203 amino acids.